CAGUUGGUGUAAGCGAGUGUAGGUAGGCGGACGGUGCCGGCGGUAUUGUUGUGUGUUCUGGAAAGAGUUUCACGUCUCUCAAUUUUUUUCUCUCUCCUCAUUUGCUGCUGCUUCGUCGCCGCGACAUAAUCCAUCAUCAUGAAUGUGGAUUGCUUUUACUGUCUUCGGUACUUCCUGAUGUUCAUCAUCUUCCUGAAUAUGAUUUUGGGUCUGACGAUGCUAACGGGCUCACUGUGGGCGUUCCUGCACGGCGCCCGCAUGGGGAACGUGUUCGCGGACACGGAGGGCUUCAACUACGUCCUGUACUUCUUGAUGGCCCUCGGAGCCGUCAAAUUUCUCCUGGGAUUCCUCGGCUGCUGUUCUGUCAACAAGAAGAAUUCCAGAAUGCUCGCUACAUUCUUCGCCCUGAUGCUGACCGUGUUUCUGGGUCAGAUCGCUGCCGGCGUCUGGCUCUACAUCGACGAGGACCAAGUCACGGAUCGCGCUAAGGACUCGUUAGCCAAAUUUAUUGAGAUCGACUACGGGACGCCGGAGUAUUUGCGCAAAACCACUGCUCUGGAUUUCAUGCAGUCGAAGUUCAAGUGCUGUGGCUCGAACGGUCCCAACGACUGGCAAGUUUCUGCUUUCAACGGAGGGAAUGGUACCCUUGGUGGAGAGGAGUACCUCGUCCCAGCGUCUUGUUGCAUCAGCAACGAAACUGAUGUGUGCGAGGUGGCGCGCCGUGUACCCACAGUCAUUCUCGAAGGCUCUGUCUACCAGGAGGGUUGUGUCCAAAUGCUUCUGCAACAGAUCUUCGACUACGGAGCCAUCAUAUGGGGCGUGAUCGGAGGCGUUAUAUUGAUCGAGCUCUUUGUGAUGACUAGUACCAUCAUACUCUGCAGGAGCAAGAACGUGCGCUACAAACUCUAAAUAAAAUAAUAAUAAUUUUUAAAAAAGCGAAUUCACUCGAGAGAGUGAGACAACGGAAUCUCUUGUAAGCCAUAAUGCAUUUAAAAGGUCCAAGAUUUGUCAGCUGUACUUUUUUUCUAUAGUAAGGAGAGAGUGAAUGAAUGUUUUUGUACUGUGGAUCUUAGCGAACUGAUUUAUUUUUAAUCUUUUAGGGCAGCUCCUUUUUUUUCAUUUUAUUUUUAGGUGGUUUGUGCAGGAGUGGAA
Molecule: messenger RNA, 1152 nt
Organism: Macrobrachium nipponense
Lineage: Eukaryota; Metazoa; Arthropoda; Malacostraca; Decapoda; Palaemonidae
Product: tetraspanin-5-like
Exons: 5
Coding region: 139-909 (256 amino acids)
Cellular component (GO): plasma membrane
Source: RefSeq, a predicted model, not a curated record